Camponotus floridanus (Florida carpenter ant) is the source of this 2821-nucleotide messenger RNA. RefSeq lists its product as uncharacterized. The record is from RefSeq and is a predicted model, not a curated record. Gene Ontology annotation, cellular component: plasma membrane. The coding region runs from base 359 to 2767 and encodes 802 amino acids. The transcript has 18 exons. Lineage: Eukaryota; Metazoa; Arthropoda; Insecta; Hymenoptera; Formicidae. Gene Ontology annotation, biological process: detection of chemical stimulus involved in sensory perception of smell; sensory perception of smell. Gene Ontology annotation, molecular function: odorant binding; olfactory receptor activity.
CACAGCAAUUUUGAUAUACGUUUCGCAAUAUUCUGCAUAGACACUAUAGCACUAUAUCCAGUCAUUAAAUUGUAUUGAUAUUCAGAAAAAGACUCAUUUACUUGGAAAGGCUGAUCGAUACACGCGACGGGAGCUCAUCUCGCCCAUCGACAGGCUUUCAUUCGCAUUGGCAUUGUAUGCGUUUUGCAUGACAGGCGAAAUUAAAGGUUUUCGAGUGUAUUAUUUUCACAUAACGUUUUAUUCUCUCGCUAAAACAUUAAUUCGUCCCUCUUUUUAAAAAAACGACACAAAAGAUGUAGUCGACUGUGCGCCGUCGUGGGUGAAAUACUUAUCUGAAAAAUCAGUAUCAUUACGGAUUAUGAAGUCCGUUUGGAAUUAUUAUUACAGUAUAACGAAGAGAAUGCUGUUACUGGCUGGUCAGUGGCCUUAUCAGAGAAAAAAAGAAAGAUUGCUUCGAAUGUCUCUGAUGACUCUAACUUCGCUUUCUAUGAUAGUUCCUCAGAUUGGCAAGUUUAUACAGUGCGAUAAAGAUGUGCAAUGCAUUUUAACAGUUAUACCAACGCAUUUAUUUCAACUUGUGGUUAUCGUGAAGCUUUAUACAUGCCAAUUUAACAAUAGCAAGAUUAAGGAUCUCACUGAUAAGGUGUAUAGCGACUGGAAAAGCGUCGAAAUCCCGGAAGAAUGCGAAAUCAUGAAAACUUAUGCUGCAAAAGCGAGACUUUUUACUUUAAUAUAUACAUCAUAUUAUUUCAUAGCUGCUCCUAUAUUUGUAUUAAUUACCCUGACACCUCAAAUAUUAGAUAUCGUUUUGCCACUCAAUGAAUCCCGCCCAAUAUUAAUGCCUUACGAAGCGCACUAUUUUGUUCGCGAUGACACGGAAUACUUCUUUUACAUUUUCGUCCACACUCUUGUGGGCAUAAUAAUACUUUGUAUAGCGAUACUCGCGCAUGAUUGUAUGAUCCUGACUUGCAUCGAACAUGUCUGCGGCAUCUUCGCCGUAGCUGGAUUUCGAUUCGAGAACUUGGCGUAUAAUGAAAAUAUUGAUAUAAUGAAUAAUAAUUUAGAUAACAUUUACAAUCAAAAGAUAGCGUUGUCCGUUCAUGCACAUUGGCGAGCUUUACAAUUCGCGGAGCUACUCGAAGAUACCUUCUCUAUAACUUUCAUCAUACAAAUAUUGAUCAAUACCGCAGUGAUGAGCGUUACCUUGUUAAAACGAGAUUGUGAGAAAUUAAAACGUAUUUAUCGCGUUCUCGAGAUCGCGGUGCAAUUAGACGACGCUAUGGAAGCAGUGAGAUACAUAGCGUUUGUUAUUGGUCAAUUGAUUCAUUUAUUCUGCUUCAGUCUACAAGGACAAAGACUGAUAGACCACAGUCUACAAAUGCGUGACAAGAUAUACAAUGGCUCCUGGUACAAAAUACCCGUAAAAUCGCAAAAGAUGCUCCUACACGUGAUGAGACAAUGUUUGCAGCCAAAUUUUUUGAGCGCCGGCAAGAUUUAUAUUUUUUCCCUGAAGAGCUUCACUACGGUAUUACAGUCUUCGAUGUCGUAUUUUACCGUACUCACAUCCUUUUCGAUCUCGCGGUGCCUCUUAAAAACUAUGGAUGCUACUUGGAAUUAUUAUUACAGUUUUGUUUACAAAAUAUCAUCGCUCCUUGGUUUGUGGCCGUUUAUGAAACCAAGAACAAGAAUAUUUCGCGUUACUAUAUUCACAAUAGCUUUGUUUAAUAUCUCCAUCCCUCAGAUAGCAUAUCAAUUUACAUGCAAGAAAGACCUGCACUGUAUUUUUGAGGGGAGUACAUCGUACUUGUGUACGAUUGUAAUUGUGUUAAAGAUGUACACAUUUCAAUUAAACAUCAAUACAAUUAAAGAUCUUACUCGAAACCUGUUCGUCGAUUGGAAGAAAAUCAGAAAUCCUGAAGAAUAUGAAAUAAUGAAAUCGUAUGCCCGGAAUACUCGCCGAUUCUCUAUAGUAUAUACGGUAUAUUGCUCAAUGGCGGUAUUUACUUUUAUGUCAAUGUCCCUUAUACCCUUCGUACUCGAUAUCGUAUCACCUCUCAAUCAAUCCCGUCCCGUGCUACCUCCGUAUCCGGGAUAUUAUUUCGUGGACAUUCGCGAAAAUUUUUUGCAAAUUUUUUUGCACUCUCUCAUAGUCUGGCAGAUUCUUAUGAGCGGUAUAAUGGCCCACGACAGUAUGUACGUGAUGUUCGUGGAGCAUAUUUGCGGCAUGUUCUCUGUGAUUGGAUUUCGCUUCGAGCGUUUAAGCUAUAAUCAUGAUGAACUAACAGAGAUCGUUGAUCCGAAUGAUAUAUAUCGCAAAAAAGUUGCAUUUAUCGUGCGUAUGCACCGAGAAUGUUUAAAAUAUUCGAAACUUCUAGAAGAUACCUUCAAUAUGCCUUUUGCUGCACAAAUGUUGAUAGCAACAAUUGUGAUGAGCGUUACCUUGUUACAAAUCUCACGACAGGAUGGCGAAUUACUGGACUUGAUAAGAUACAUGUUAUAUGUCAUUGGCCAACUGAUUCAUUUAUUCAUUCUUAAUUUUGAGGGACAGAAACUGAUAGAUCAUAGUGUUCAGACACGCGAUAGAAUAUACAAUAGCGCCUGGUACAAAGCAUCUAUAAAAUCGCAAAAGCUCCUGAUGUUAGUGAUGAUAAAAUGUCUUCGACCCAGCGUUUUAAGUGCCGGCAAAAUUUACAUUUUUUCUCUGGAAAAUUUCACCGCGGUUUUACAAACUUCGAUGUCGUACUUCACAGUGCUUGCAUCCUUUUAGUAGUUAACAUUAUCUCUACAUCUAGUAAUUAGCAUUUUAAAUAUAUAUCUAGAA